GCGCGGGGCUACGCCAUGAGCGGGCCCUGCCCGGCGCUGCGCAGGGCCUGCCCGCUGCUCUGCCUCGGCGCCGCCGCGCUCCUGCUGCUGCUGCUGCCGCGGGGGCGCCCGCCGCCCCCCCCCGCCGCCGCCCCGCCGCCCCACGGCCCCGCCGCGCCCUGCCCGGCCCCGCCGAACCGACCCGGCGGCGCUGCGGGGGCGGCGCGGAGCGGGGGCGCAGCCGGGGAGGGCCUGGAGCUGAAAGAUAUCUUCAUCGCGGUGAAGACCACGCGGAAGCAUCACCGGAGCCGGCUGGACCUGCUCCUGCAAACCUGGAUCUCCCGGGCGCGGGGGCAGACAUUCAUAUUCACAGACUGGGAGGACCGGGAGCUACGCCUGAAAGCAGGAGACCAUAUGAUCAACACCAACUGUUCUGCUGUCCAUACCCGGCAAGCUCUCUGCUGCAAGAUGUCUGUAGAAUAUGAUAAAUUCCUGGAAUCUGGGCAAAAAUGGUUUUGCCAUGUGGAUGAUGACAACUACGUGAACCCUCGGACUCUCCUGCGUCUCUUGUCUGCCUUCUCACACAGCCAGGAUGUCUACGUGGGGCGACCGAGUCUGGACCAUCCCAUCGAAGCAGCCGACCACGUCCAAAGCGAUGGAUCAAAGACAACCGUGAAAUUCUGGUUUGCCACAGGUGGAGCAGGGUUCUGUAUCAGCAGAGGUCUUGCCCUGAAGAUGAGUCCCUGGGCCAGCCUGGGUAAUUUCAUCAGUACUGCGGAAAGAGUGCGUCUUCCUGACGACUGCACUAUUGGCUACAUCAUUGAAGGGCUGCUGGAGGUAAAGCUGCUGCACAGCCCCUUGUUCCAUUCACACCUGGAAAAUCUGCAGAGGCUUCAAGGCGAUUCUGUGCUGCAGCAGGUAACCCUAAGUUAUGGGGACCCUGAGAACAAGCACAAUGUCGUGAAUGUGGGAGGAGUGUUUGGCCUUCAGCAAGAUCCAACACGGUUUAAAUCUGUCCAUUGUCUGCUCUAUCCUGACACUGUUUGGUGCCCGGCUAAGAAGGUGGUGUAAAUCUUGACCAGCCAUUGACACCUAUACCUGAGUGAGUUUGUGUAAGACAGGAGUUGUGGUGGACUUUUGGGUUUUUCUUCCUUCUGGGAGACAACCAGAGGUAUCUACAAAGGAAGCAGACAGACUCUUAUUUACAAAGCAAGAAGGUGUGGUUUGUUUGGCUGCAGCCUGGGACAUUCCAAGAAGAUUCCUUGUUCUUUUGUCCAGCAGCUCUUCGUACAACGACUACAGUCAAAUGUGUACAAGUCACUUUACACUUUUGUCUGGUGUCACGGGAAUCUGUGCUUGGACACGUCCUGGGCAAACGCAGUGCUCGGAAUGACAGCGUUCUUAGCACUGCCAGGGGCUUUUGGAGGCCAUUGUUGGGAAGCUGGAGUGCUACAGCAGAACUGUAGUCCCCAUGGUGACAAGAGAGGGGAAGUUUUCACUCGUCUUUCUUGGGAACAGAAUUAUUUAAGAGCUGCUGUGGCUGCCAAAUUAAAAUCCCACCUGUGGGCUGGAACGAGGUCUGUUGGUAAACACCAGAAACCCUGGAAUCAUUAGAGCAAACAAAGCUGGGAGCCUUUGUCGUGGGAACACCCUGUGUAAGGGUAAGCUUACUCAGGACUGGACAAGAGCUGCUUACUGCGCACGUUCUCCCCGCAGUUCCUUGUACCUCCCAUGGAGGUGAUUGUCAGACUGGGCACUCUCACCAGCUGAAUCGCAAUGGUUGAUUACGGUGAUGGUCUGCCAGGCCCGAAUAUUCCUUUGAUAUUUGAUACUGAAGAAGUAUUUGCCAGACUAGAUGGCAAUUGUUUCUCCUGCGUUGCCCGCAGCAGGCUGUAUGAGCUAGAGUGUGCCCACUGGCUGAGGAAACAUGCCCUGUUUCUGAGGCUGGGCUGUAUCUAUCCUGUCUGUGAGGGAGGAGGAAUUCUCGAUAGCUGCAGUACCCCAAAGAGAUUGGUGAUGGGUGUCGUUUGAGGACCUUUAAUUGUAUGACUGUGGUUACUCCACUGCAGCUUCUUCAGAUAAUUGUUUGAUUACCUUAAGGUCUAGAUCAAUGUUAAUAUUUACUCUGCUACUUAAAGUUUCAGUAAAUAGUUCAUGCAACCACUAAGAGGAAACUGCACGCUCGCGCAAAGGCAGAAGAUCAGUGCUACAGCAGUAUCGCCUGCUGCCGCUUCUUAAAUAGUUUGGGUUUGAAAGUGGAGGAAAUGGGGCUCCGUAUAUUUACUUCUCUAUUAGCCCAAACUUUGGCCAUGUGCAGUCCCUACUGGACAGGAAGAACAGCAGAAAAAAAAUGACUUUGCAAAACCACUUUUUGCCCUCACAAACUCCUCAGAAAAUACUUGCUGGUUUAAUGCUAGAGUCUGAAUUAUGGGGAGAAUAAUAGAAUGACAUUGUAUAAGCUGGAACUGAUGAACGGCUAGAAUGUGGACCUAGCAAAAGCUUCACAUUUCUAAACAGCUCUGCCAAGCUGUACUGUGGACUUCAGCUAUUUGCAAAUUAUUAGCGUAUUCAAGUGUGAAACUUAGCAGAGGUGUCAGCCUCGUGAAACACAUAAUUCCCUGCAUUCCAUUUUUAACAUAAACUGUUCAGCCUUUACCUGGCUACGCAACCCUCUGCAUCAUUUUACUUAGUUCCACUGAAGAGCAAAGAAGCCAACUGCUGCUUGCUACAGUCGUGCAGCUCAUUCUUAAGUUUCUCCUUCCCUUCAUGUCUGCUAAGGUGAUGAUGAGGGAUGGGAAUAAGGAAGCUGCAGAGAAUGGGACCAAGUCCAGCUGGCGCAGUGGCCGUCUGGGUAGGCCUCUAGCAUGGACAGUCUUUUAGAGAGCAGAGGAGGACGUGGGGAACAGUCGGUUGUGUGUGUUCUACCUCUUCAUUAGGUUUCUGCUCACUAGAACUCAGUCCUGUGGUUUAAUGAUUUGUCAGUAAUAGCCCUGGGGAUUCCCGGUAUCUACAUAAACACUUGUUAGGUUCUUGUUUUCAACCUCCUGUAGCAAAAAGCCAUGAAACUUCAUGAGCUCUUGAUAAGAUUUUUGUCUUCAAAUACUCUGAUUCUGAACUCUUCCAUUGGAGCUUUUCUUCCUUUUCCACUGGAAGCAGCCUCUUGUAAGGUAUCACAGACAAUGGGGACCAGGAGUGGUUACGUGGCCAACUGUGGUUCAAAUGUGACACAACUUCACACGGGUGCAGCAGAACUGUGCAGUGGCAGUUUGUCACUGGUCACCCUGAGACUGUUUGCCAGGGGCAGCACGGUCGGGGCUGUGGGAGUGAGGGAAGCUGGGAGUGGCCCACCUUCUCCUGCUUGGAGCUCAGGCUGCUCCAGGCAUGGACGCUGCUUGUAAGGUUUCUUGUGCUGACAAUGCGGUAGGCUCUGUGGACUUAUGGGAUGCAGCUUUUUAAUCAAACUACUGUCUCAUACAUAAAGUGAUUCUGCAAAAUAAAUAUUUAAAUAUGCCAAAGGCUGUGUUUUG
Molecule: messenger RNA, 3506 nt
Organism: Cuculus canorus (common cuckoo)
Lineage: Eukaryota; Metazoa; Chordata; Aves; Cuculiformes; Cuculidae
Gene: RFNG
Product: RFNG O-fucosylpeptide 3-beta-N-acetylglucosaminyltransferase
Exons: 8
Coding region: 16-1050 (344 amino acids)
Biological process (GO): regulation of Notch signaling pathway; pattern specification process
Cellular component (GO): Golgi membrane
Molecular function (GO): O-fucosylpeptide 3-beta-N-acetylglucosaminyltransferase activity
Source: RefSeq, a predicted model, not a curated record